AUGCCUCGUGGAACGCACCGGGGUCUCUGGAAGCCUUUGCCGAAAGACAUCUUCAAGUCCCGAUGGAAAACCUUCUACAAGCGCUGUUUCAGGCCUCGCAGCGUCGGGAACACGGUGGACAGAAGGCCGCCACACAUUCAGGCUACUUUCACCGAAGACGUGCCGUCUCCGUGGAAGUUCCAUUUGUACCCAAACCAGGCCGGCAACGAUCUAAUCGCUCCAAUUGACAACAGUGCCUUCAAAGCGUACGGAAAUGUGGUUGGAACGUACUUGAAGCCAGCCUACGACGCCUCUGAGGGAACCGCAAGUGACGUGGUCCUUCGCUGUCUGGAUGCGGGCCGCAGGGGCUCAGGCUCUCUGUCUGGGCUCGGCAGACCGGAGGCCGUCUCGGGGACACGUGACAUUGAGCUUGCUCCGCAGCACAUACGCGCACAGCUGACAAAGCUUUGCGGGAAGACUCCCGAAGAAGUUAUCGCCAAGCAGACCCGUUUCUUCAAGGUCAGGAGGUUAAUGAACCUACUGGAAGAGCAGGAAAUCGUUUGGACAAGUGGCAGACGUUUGCAAACGAGGCUAGCCGCCAGGAGUCGCUCGGCAGAUGACCCUCGUGGCAAUUUUCCCUACAUCGACGAGAAAGCUGGUCUCUUGGACGAGCUGGAUCUUGCGGAAAUCCUGAGGGUGAACUACAAAACCAACAGCCGCCGCCUUCCAAAGUGGAAAGAGAUCCAGUUCUGGUUCAAGAAGUGGCACCGCGUGUACCUGCGACGGCGGGCUGUGCGGAUCGAAGAAGCCAAAGCACGAAUGGGUGUGGUCAAGCAGGUGAUCGGCUAG
This is a messenger RNA of Symbiodinium sp. CCMP2592, 828 nucleotides long. NCBI's taxonomy places the organism in Eukaryota, Dinophyceae, Suessiales, Symbiodiniaceae. The record is from the annotation of a GenBank genome assembly.